CUUUUCGGCACCAUCAUGGAUCGCAUGCACGCACCCGGAAAGGGCCUGUCCCAGUUGGCCUUACAUUACAGGAGAAGUGUGCCUACAUAGCUGAAACUUACUUCCGAUGAUGUCAAAGAGCAGAUUUACAAGUUGGCAAAGAAAGGCCUGACACCUUCCCAAAUUGGUGUGAUAUUAAGGGACUCGCAUGGGGUUGCCCAAGUUCGUUUUGUGACUGGUAAAAAAAUUCUGAGGAUUCUUAAAUCCAAGGGACUUGCCCCUGAUCUCCCAGAAGAUCUUUACCACUUAAUCAAGAAAGUAGUUGCUGUCCGCAAGCAUCUUGAGAGGAACCGUAAGGAUGAAGAUGCCAAAUUCUGACUUAUUUUGAUUGAGAGCAGAAUUCACAGGCUGGCUCGUUACUACAAGACCAAGAGAGUUCUCCCACCUAAUUGGAAGUACGAAUCAUCCACGGCUUCUGCUCUGGUUGCAUAAAAAUUCUUAUUAUGACC
Messenger RNA from Thamnophis sirtalis, 488 nucleotides. Lineage: Eukaryota; Metazoa; Chordata; Lepidosauria; Squamata; Natricidae. The record is from RefSeq and is a predicted model, not a curated record.